AUGAGUGCAGAGUGCACGAGCUACUACAGCCCAGAUAAUGUGUUUGUGAAUGGUUCUUCUUGUCCUAAAGCGGGGGGCGAUGCGCGCGCGGCGUUCUGCUGUGGAUGUAACGAUAUCAAGUAUUGCUGUAAUGAUCCCAACAGCUUUUUCCCUUACGAGUAUGGAUACAUGUGGUGGCUCAGUGUUGGGGCUCUGAUAGGUCUGUCCAUAGCAGCGGUGGUCCUACUGGCCUUCCUCAUCACCGUAUUUGUUCUCUGCUACCUCUUCAUCGCCACAAAGCCCAGUCGCCUUGACAAUAGCCUGCCGCUACGAGCACGAGGGUUGGACCCCAGUGAGGACCCCAGUCACUCCGGCCCGGCCCAGCCCACCGGCCUCCAGGGCUUCCCGAUGCACUUCCUCAGCAGGAAGCUGGACUGUGACAACCAGCCGCCCAACCCCGAGAGACUGUUCCAGCGGGGCUUCAUGGCCACCGUCAAUAUGGAGGGCCCUUCAUAG
Salvelinus fontinalis (brook trout) is the source of this 495-nucleotide messenger RNA. Its product is annotated as protein shisa-like-2A. The record is from RefSeq and is a predicted model, not a curated record. The coding region runs from base 1 to 495 and encodes 164 amino acids. NCBI's taxonomy places the organism in Eukaryota, Metazoa, Chordata, Actinopteri, Salmoniformes, Salmonidae. The transcript is spliced from 3 exons.